GAUCCCCCCUCCUCCCUGCACUGCAGCCAACCGGCUUGUGCGCGUCCCUGGAGCGAGCUAUAAAACCUGCGCUGGUGGCGCUGGGAAGAGGAGGCGACCGCCAGACCUGGAGGGAGGCAAGCGGAGCCAAUCCACGGCUAAGACAGUCUCGUUCUGUGAAAGCGGGAGGGAAAAGCCUGAGCAUGCAGAGUGUGCAGGGGAUGAGUCUCUGUUUGCCCAAGCGGUGCCUUUGCCUGGCUGUCCUGCUCCUCCGACUCCUGGGACAGGUCUCUGCGACUGAGCCCUGUCCCACCCCGUGCCCGGCGCAGUGCCCGGAGACGCCGCCGACCUGCGCCCCCGGAGUGAGAGCGGUGCUGGAUGACCGCUCGCGCUGUCUGGUGUGCGCCCGCCAGCGCGGCGACAGCUGCUCCGAGACGGAGCCCUGCGAGGAGGGCCGUGGCCUUUUCUGCGACCGCAGAGCGGACCCCAGCGCCCGAAGUGGCAUCUGCAUGGCGAUAGAAGGAGAUAACUGUGUGUUCGAUGGGGUCAUUUAUCAAAGCGGAGAGACCUUCCAACCGAGCUGCAAAUACCAGUGCACCUGCCAAGAUGGGCAGAUUGGCUGUGUGCCCCGCUGUGAUGAAGACCUACUGCUGCCACAGCCUGACUGCCCCGCUCCACGAAAAGUUGAAGUGCCUGGAGAGUGCUGUGAAAAGUGGAUCUGUGACUCAAAUGAGACAGAGGCGUUAGGGGACCUGCACGCCCUGCCAGCUUACAGGACAGAAGCCACCCUAGGAGUUUCAGUCUCUGACUCAAGUAGCAACUGCAUUGAACAGACCACGGAGUGGAGCGCGUGUUCCAAGAGCUGUGGCAUGGGCUUGUCUACCAGAGUCACCAACAGGAAUCCACAGUGCGAAAUGGUGAAGCAGACUCGCCUCUGCAUGGUGCGGCCCUGUGAACAAGAGCACAAGCAACCAGCAGAAAAGAAAGGAAAAAAGUGUCUCCGCACCACGAAGUCACUCAAAGCCAUCCACCUGCAGUUCAAGAACUGCACGAGCCUGCAUGCCUACAAGCCCAGGUACUGCGGGGUCUGCAGCGAUGGCCGAUGCUGCACCCCACACAACACCAAAACCAUCCAGGUGGAGUUCCAGUGCUCCCCAGGGCAGGUCAUCAAGAAACCAGUGAUGGUCAUCGGGACCUGCACCUGUCACAACAACUGUCCUCAUAACAACGAGGCCUUCCUCCAAGAGUUAAAGCCAAACACUGGCAGAGGGAACAUGUAACAUGGGUCCGCAGAGAAGCAUACCUACAGAGGCAAACUGUAGCUACUGCAUGGCCUACCAUCGAAAGAAUAUAUGAGAAACUACGAGAAUUAUUAUUUCACCCCUGAGUCCUAUGUAUUUUCUGUGGUCAUAUGAGGUCGGUUAUAUCUGUUUGUUUGUUUGUUUGUUUUUAAUGAAAGAUAUGAUUAACUGUAAACUUGGAAUCAAGGUAAGCUCAGGAUAGUGCUUAGGGAUGACUUACUAUUCUAUAGUGUUUACUAUAAAUGAAAAUUUCUAUAAAUUUAAGAAAUCAAAUAUAGGUUUCGCUGUGUAGAUUAUCACAUUACACUCAUCUUAUUUUGUUAUGUGCUAGUACCAUUUCAAGAAAAUGUCACUGUAAUGAAUGACACAGUGAAGUCCAGAAUCAUACUGACCAUAUCAUCAUACAAAUAGUUCACCAUAUAUUGAGGUUUGACUUCUGGGGUUUCUGUUGAGCUUUUUUUGAGUAGCUCAAGCUCUGAUCUUCCAAGUCCAAGGUCUGUGGAAACAUAGCUCUUCAACUUGAAACCUAGAGACUGUUAGUUCUUUGUUUAAUUGUACCCUAGGAAACAAGUUGUAUCUACAGUCAUGAAAGGUUUGUUAAUUAAGUGGGCUGGUGUCACAAACUUGCUCCAUUUCAGACAAACUGACUCCUUUCUAAUAGAAAGAAGCCAAACAGAAAACUCCCCCUAAUACAGAGAUGAUGAUGAGCAGCCCCCACCAGCCCUCACACGUUUGUAUGUGCUGGAGGCUGCUGAGGCUCGCUAGUUUUUUUUGUUGUUGUUUUUUUUUUAAAUUCAGAAGAAGCAGAGCAUGUCAGCAAAGAUCCUCUCAUCUCACUGAUGAGUGAACCGUGGCCCAAAGCACCUGAUUACAACCCUUGAUGACUUUCAGAUUUGCUUGUAGUGAAAUUUUGAAAAAGAAGGAGAAAACCAACAUAGUGUGAUGGCAUACUGACACAGGUUUUAUGGGGGUUUACAAUUUAUUAUAGACCUGCUCAUAACUAAUCCUUGGGCCCUAAUUAUGCACAUUCACAAACGAGAUAUGUGUGUAUACAUAUGUGCAUCUAAUUUGUCAGGCUAUGAGGUAGGGUGCAAAUGUAAAUGCAUACAUUCUUCUAAUGUCACCAUAUGUGUUCAACCUUUCUCCCUUAAAGUAUUUAUAUAAAUGUAAAUUAUACAUUUUUAAAAAAUCUUUUUACUUUCUCUACUUGUCAGACAUCACUAAAUAAACACGAUCUUAUCCAUG
Molecule: messenger RNA, 2525 nt
Organism: Pteropus alecto (black flying fox)
Lineage: Eukaryota; Metazoa; Chordata; Mammalia; Chiroptera; Pteropodidae
Gene: CCN3
Product: nephroblastoma overexpressed
Exons: 5
Coding region: 183-1259 (358 amino acids)
Biological process (GO): signal transduction; cell adhesion
Cellular component (GO): extracellular matrix; extracellular region
Molecular function (GO): heparin binding; integrin binding
Source: RefSeq, a predicted model, not a curated record